GGAAACUAACAUUUUCCGCUGGUCCCUUCCAGGCAGCUGGAAGGUGAGCACCGGAGAAGCAGAAGACACUGUCCAGGGAAACUUUACAGUGGGAACUUGAAUCGGUUCUGUUAAAGGUUCUAUCAUAAUGAAUGGAUCCAGUGUGGCAAAUACAUCACCCAAUGUAAAAUCCAAAGAGGACCAGGUGUUAAAUGGGCACGAUGAGAAAGAAAACCCAUUUGCAGAGUACAUGUGGAUGGAGAAUGAAGAGGAUUUUAACAGACAGGUGGAGGAGGAGCUGCUGGAGCAGGACUUCUUGGACCGGUGCUUCCAGGAGAUGCUGGACGAGGAAGACCAAGACUGGUUUAUUCCAUCGCGAGACCUGCCUCAGGCCAUGGGACAGUUGCAACAACAGUUAAAUGGACUAUCUGUCAGCAAUGGUCAUGAUUCUGAAGAUAUUUUGAGCAAAAGUAACCUGAACCCGGACGCCAAGGAAUUUAUUCCAGGAGUGAAGUACUGAGCUGACAGAAACUUUGAGGAGGACUUGUAUGUCCCCACAUCUGGGGACAGUGCCGCACAAAAAGGCAGAGCUGAAGGGGUGGGGAGGUGGGGUGGGCUAGGGAUGCACAAUGGGGGAGGGGAAUAGUAGUUUAACUUAACACUGUGACUGGAGUAGCUAAACGUGCUCAGUCUUACUCUACAAGCCUCUGAGUAUUUCUCUUUUGUUCUACUGACUUUCCUUUUGAGCAGUUUAUUAUUAUCAUUAUUAGGUUUUGCCUUUUUGAGUUAAGGAAAUUAUUGCAAUCCCCCCCCCCCUUUCAUCAGAAUGUUCUGCAAUGUGUGUUUAAACAGAAUAAGAUGAAUAAGCUGACCAAGAAAAUCUGGGUGUUUACACGAAUGCCCUCUCACCCUGCUGUAUGCUUGCAAGGGCAGUGAGCACCUAGAAAACUACUGAGUCUGUUAAGCUGGAUGGGA
Myotis davidii is the source of this 954-nucleotide messenger RNA. It is a transcript of the gene PAIP2B, whose product is annotated as poly(A) binding protein interacting protein 2B. The record is from RefSeq and is a predicted model, not a curated record. Gene Ontology annotation, molecular function: mRNA regulatory element binding translation repressor activity. Lineage: Eukaryota; Metazoa; Chordata; Mammalia; Chiroptera; Vespertilionidae. Gene Ontology annotation, cellular component: cytoplasm. The transcript is spliced from 6 exons. The coding region runs from base 128 to 499 and encodes 123 amino acids. Gene Ontology annotation, biological process: negative regulation of translational initiation.